Messenger RNA from Centropristis striata (black sea bass), 6437 nucleotides. RefSeq names its product phosphorylase kinase, alpha 1a (muscle) (gene phka1a). The transcript has 35 exons. Gene Ontology annotation, biological process: glycogen metabolic process. Gene Ontology annotation, molecular function: calmodulin binding. The record is from RefSeq and is a predicted model, not a curated record. Gene Ontology annotation, cellular component: phosphorylase kinase complex. The coding region runs from base 309 to 4262 and encodes 1317 amino acids. Lineage: Eukaryota; Metazoa; Chordata; Actinopteri; Perciformes; Serranidae.
AAAGGACUGUGUGAAGAAAAGAAGUGUUUCUUUUCUGACGCGCUUUUAUUUUGAAGGCAACCCCAGCUUCCUGUUCCUAGGUAAUCGCAGCUUCUGGUUUCAACACUUUAUGGAUCUUCUGUUUUUUUGACAGCUGCUCAGACAGGCAGCUACUUUCUGCUCGCCGUGAAGGUUGCCCUGCUCUUCGGCUUUGUGGACUUACCGAGAGGCGCCGAGAAAAUGACUUUCCUGUCGUGGAUUUAGCGAGUUUUUGUGCCGUUGAAUACUUGAAUCCACCUGAAACUGUAGCUGUUUGUUGACCUGUCACCAUGAGAAGCAGGAGCAACUCGGGCGUUAAACUGGACAACUAUGCCCGGAUGGUGCACCAGACUAUCCUCAGGCACCAAGAUCCGGUGACGGGUCUGCUGCCGGGCUGUCCCGACCAGCCUCACGCCUGGGUCAGAGACAACGUUUACUGCGUCAUCUCCGUGUGGGCGCUCAGCCUGGCGUACAGGAAGAACGCCGACCGGGACGAGGACAAGGCCAAAGCCUACGAGCUGGAGCAGAGUGUGGUGAAGCUGAUGAGAGGCAUCCUUCAGUGUAUAAUGAGGCAGCUGGAUAAGGUGGAGAAGUUCAAAUACAGCAGAAGUACGUCAGACUCGCUCCACGCCAAGUACAACACCACCACCUGUGCUUCUGUUGUUGGAGACGACCAGUGGGGUCACCUGCAGGUCGACGCCACCUCGCUCUUCCUGCUCUUCCUCGCACAGAUGACCGCAUCCGGUCUCCAUAUUGUUUACACCCAAGAUGAAGUGGAUGUAGUUCAGAAUCUCAUGUUCUACAUCGAGGCUGCUUACAAAGUUGCUGAUUAUGGCAUGUGGGAAAGAGGAGAUAAAACCAACCAAGGCAUCACUGAGAUCAACGCCAGCUCUAUCGGCAUGGCCAAGGCAGCUCUGGAGGCUUUAGAUGACCUCAACCUAUUCGGAGCGAAAGGAGGACCUGGAUCUGUGGUCCACGCUCUGGCUGAUGACAUCCAGCACUGCCAGUCCAUCCUGACGUCCAUGUUGCCCCGAGCGUCCAUGUCCAGAGAGGUGGACGCCGGAGUCCUGGCCAUCAUCUCGUACCCGGCCUUCGCUGUGGAGGACAUCAGCAUCGUCAACCUGACCAAGGAGGAGAUCAUCUCCAAACUACAGGGUCGAUACGGCUGCUGCAGGUUCCUCAGAGACGGACACAAAACACCCAAAGAGGAUCCAAACCGCCUGUAUUACGAGUCGGCAGAACUGAAGCUGUUUGAAAACAUCGAGUGUGAGUGGCCUCUGUUCUGGACCUACCUCAUCCUGGACGGCAUCUUCAUCAACAGCCCCGAGCAGGUGCAGGAAUACCAGGAGGCUCUGGAGGGAAUCCUGAUCAAACAGAAAGACGGGAUACGACUGGUGCCGGAGCUCUACAGCGUCCCCCCAGAUAAGGUGGAGGAGGAGUACGUGAACCCACACUCUGUGGAGAGAGUCCCGAUGGGUAAAUGUCCUCUGAAAUGGGGACAGUCUCUGUACAUCCUGGGAAACCUUCUAUCCGAGGGAUUUCUCGCUCCGGGAGAGAUCGACCCUCUUAACCGACGCUUCUCCACCAUCACCAAGCCUGACGUGGUCGUACAGGUAUCCAUUCUGGCCGAGACGGAGGAGAUCAAAGAGCUGCUGCUGAAGAACGGCAUCGAUGUGGAGACUGUGGCUGACAUCCAUCCCAUCCACGUGCAGCCCUCCAGAGUCCUCAGCCACAUCUACGCCAGACUUGGUCGUAACCCGAGGCUGGGUCUGACCGGACGACCCUACAGGAGAAUAGGAGUCCUGGGAACCUCUAAGUUCUACACCAUCAGAAACACCAUCUUCUCAUUCACGCCUCAGUUCAUCGACCACCAGCAGUUCUACUUGGCGUUGGACAACAAAAUGAUCGUUGAGAUGUUGAGGACAGAAAUCUCCUACCUGGCAUCCAGAUGGAGGAUGACCGGCCGACCCACCGUCACUUUCCCCAUUUCACAGACCAUGCUGACUGAAGACCGCACCAACCUAGACUCUGCAGUGUUGGCGACACUGAAGAAGCUGCAGGAUGGAUAUUAUGGAGGAGCAAGGAUCCAGACGGGGAAGCUGUCGGAGUUCUUGACCACUUCCAGUUUCGCUCACCUGAGCUUCCUGGACGGUAAGAGUUCUGGCAGCAUGAGCCGCCACGACGGAGAGUAUGCUCAUGAUGAUGCUGCUGGGGGUGACGGCGACGGAUACGUGCAUGAGUUACGUAAUGAUGAUGAGGCUGACGACCUGGCCCAGUACCUGGACCACCUGCUGGCUCACUCUGCUCCCAAGAAGGCCAAAAAGCCGGUGGGAGGUCUGGGGAGGUUCAAGGCUGCAGCCACUAAAACCAAGGAGAUGAUGUCACUGAUGAGCAAGGCUCAGGACCUGGACAUACACAGUGAGCACUUCAGUCCUCUUAACAAACAAAGACACCCAAAAUACCAAUAUCUGAACGGCAUUUUAGUAAAUCUUCUGAAUGUAUCGACACUCUUUGUUGUGUUUUAUUGUCCAGAUGUCAACAUGUACCUGCCCAACAAGCUGUUCCGCUCCACUCAGCCGUCCCUCAACCUGAACCUCCCAGAAUCCUCUGCUCCGCAAAACACUCAGGGUCCGGCGGUGACGGUGACAGCAGAAAGUGGAAUCCCCAGAGACGCCAGCGGAGGAAUCGACUACAAAGCUUUGGCUCUGCUGCUAAAAGACACACAGAGUCUCCAGGACCAGGCGGAUAUACUCUACAUCCUCUUCAAAGACAAGGGCAUGGACUGGGACACUCAGCUGCACGGUAAAGGCUCCACAGUGAGAGUUCUGCUGACUGACCUUUAUGAGAAGGCUGGUGAACUCAAACACUGGAGCCUCAUCAGGAUGAUCUCUGGCAUGCUGAGGAAGAAGGUGGAGGAGCUGGACUCGGCUUGCUCUGAUUUGCUGGCGCAUCAGAAGCACCUGACCGUGGGUCUUCCUCCGGAGCCCAGAGAGAAAACCAUCACUGCUCCGAUACCUCCGGACCAGCUGGCUACUCUCAUCGACGAGGCCAGCGACAACAACAUCAGCGUGGCCAUCCUCACUCAGGAGAUCAUGGUGUACCUGGCUAUGAGCAUCAGGACUCAGCCCAACCUGUUCAGCGAGAUGUUCAGGCUCCGUAUCGGUCUCAUCAUCCAGGUCAUGGCCACGGAGCUGGCCCAGUCACUCAACUGCUCAGGAGAGGAGGCUACAGAAAGUCUGAUGAGUCUCGGCCCAUCAGAGCUGAAGAAUCUCCUCCACCACAUCCUCAGCGGCAAAGAGUUCGGAGUGCAGCGCAGCGUUAGAGACCUGGACGUUGGUGCCAGUCCCGCCAUUUCCAUCCAUCACCUUGGUAACGUGGGCGCCACCAAGAGCGAGAGAGCCGGCAUCAGCAAACUGAAGAGUGACAUGAAGAUGCUUGAACACAGGUUGUCUUUGGUGGACCCCAGUAAGGCGGAGCACAGGUUGUCCUUGACGGAUUCAUUAAAGGAACCCAGGUUGUCUUUGACAGAUCCUGUUGCAGAGAUGGACCGCAGGGUGUCUUUGACUGACUCAGUUAAGCUCGACCAGUCACUGUCCUUCUCUCGCAAGGGCUUGCGAGCUCAGUCUGUGGACUUAGAAAACUUUGAAUCUGGGAGGUACAGGCUGCCCUCCAUAGAGUCUCUGGACAUCCCAGAAUGCCUUCCGGUUGCCAAGGAUACCAGACACGGCCAAUGGCUGCGCAGGAGGCGCCUGGACGGAGCUCUGAACCGAGUCCCCGUAGGCUUCUACCAGAAAGUCUGGAAGAUCCUGCAGAAGUGCCACGGUUUGUCCAUAGAAGGGUUUGUCCUUCCUUCUUCAACCACCAGAGAGAUGACACCAGGAGAGAUCAAGUUCUCCGUCCAUGUGGAGACUGUCUUAAACCGGGUCCCUCAACCUGAGUACCGACAGCUGCUGGUGGAGGCGAUCCUGGUGCUCACCAUGCUGGCCGACGUAGAAAUCCCGACUAUCGGCUCCAUCAUCCACGUGGAGAAGAUCGUCCACGUGGCCAACGAUAUGUUCUACAAGGAUCAGAAGGACCUGGGAGCAGAGGAGCACAUCCUGGAGCGAGACCCGUCCACCGGAGUGUGCAGGCUGCUGUACGACAGCGCCCCCAGUGGCCGCUUUGGGAGCAUGACCUACCUCACCAAGGCCGUGGCGGUGUACGUGCAGGACUUCCUGCCCAGCGGGUCAUGCGCGGUGCAGUGAGAGGACGACCCAUCAAACCAGAGCAGGGGUUUAAAACCACUCACUAGAAAAUUAAGCUAAAAUCUGCAACAUUUUUCACUUUAAGAUAUCAAUAAAUUAACAAUGCAUAAAUAGGACCUGUUGUAUAUUGUCACUAUGUGUGCUAGUGUAAUAUUUUACAGUGUGUUUUAUUUAUAGGCUUAAUGUGAAAAUCAGAUCAAACUUUAACAACGGACUCACAUGAUAAAUGUUUUUAGAUAAUAACCGUAUACGUUGACUCAGGCUUCCAGUGUUUCGGGUCACAUGUAUACUUUCAUUUUUUUUUUUUUCAAAAAGGGAAGAUAAGAUAAAGAUAGACAAUAUUUGUUCAUUUCAUUGUUGGUUUUAGUCAUUUUAAGAGAUUCUUUCACAAUAGGAAAUUUUAAAAGUACCACCACACCUCUCCUUAAAGUGUCAAAGAUUAAUUUCCGUCCAAUACUCAUGCAGGUCUUCUGUAAUAGUGGAGCGGCUAAGUGCUCAUUUUUGGCAGAAUCGUUCAGUUUAUGAUACAAGCGUGAAAUUGGCAUGAACACUCUCCAUGGGUCACUUGACAAGAUUGAAGACAUUUGAAAUUUUAAGAUGGCGGCCAAUUUUCAAGAUGGCCGACACCUUAAUGGAGCAAUUAAAUGAUAUAAUGGUUUAUUUGGUGAUACAAGCAUAAAAAAUGGCAUGAGCAGUAUCUAUGGGUCAUUUGACAAUAAACCACGCACAGUUACUUGAAAUUCCAAGAUGGCGGCCAUUUUUCAAGAUGGCCACCACCUUAUUUUAUUGUAUCACUUAACUGCUUCACUAAGGUGUCAGCCAUCUUGAAAAAUGGCCGCCAUCUUGGAAUUUCAAGUAAUUGAAUGAUUAUAUCACUUAGCCGCUCCACUAUAAGGACACUUUUUUAUGGAGAAAAAGUGAUCAUGGUAUUAAAUGGAACUGUGAAAAUACAUAAUGCAUGUCUUUACAGCUGAGUAAUAUGUUACGUACAUCAGUCAGAAUACGCACAGUUUUCAAACUUUAACAUGAAGUUUCAGAAAAUCAAAAUACUUCUUCUAAUUGAUCUUAAUUUAUUACCAUUUAUUAAAACUCAUGUUGCUUUACCUCCAAUCUUACAUGCUGUAUGGUGUAUAAAAUAAUAUACAACAAAUAUUAAAUAAUCUACUAUUUAUUUAACAGCUCUUAAAGCGAUGUCGGGUGUCUUAAAGUGGACGCAGGUCUGUUUGGGAGGAUUCUUGAAUGCCUUAACAUUGUUGCACUUGUAAAAGUAUGUAUGUGUGUGUGUGUGAGUGAGUGCUGUUUCAUUUUAAACUAUGCAAAAAUAGCUGACGUAGAGAUUAAGUAGUAAUUAAAACCACCCUGUUUUUUAACACGUAAAGAACUUUUAUUGUGGAAUUUAGUUAGUGUUUUCAGCAUGCAGUUAUUUUUUUGAAUGCAGUGAUAUCUGUCCACAUAAGAAGGUAAAGCCUUAAUUUACAGCUACUGUCGGCUAAAAUGUCAUUUUGUUUGAGUUAUUUUAGUUGAAUUGUAGUAAAACGUAUAACUAUCUGUUGUUUUACAUUUUUCUGGACGUAUUUCGCCUUUAACUGUUUGCUGCAAAAAAAGGAUUAAAUGUGAGAAAAGUAAUGCCUCAUUAUUAAAAAAAGUAAUGCCUCAUUAUUAAUUGUACAAUAGCCUACUGAUCGAUAAAUUAAUUUGUGAUAUUAGAAGAUGUGGGCGCCACACUCCAUGUGAACUACAAGCAAUCAUGGCAGAAUGAGUCACUUCUCUACCUAAAAUUUCUGAACUGUACCGAAUUGUUUGAAUUUUUCGAAUAUUUUUAAUGAAAUCAACCUCUUUUUUUGCAUGAUUCAUCCUGUUUAGACCUGGUAUUUCUGCACAGUUCCAGAUAAAGAUUAGAUGACAUUAUUAUUAAUAUUUACUACAUGUAAAAUUAGAUUCAAGAAGUGGCUUUGUGGGAUUAUUUCCUACUCUUUUGAUCCAAACAUUUAAUCCAAUAAAUCACUUGGGGAAUAUUUUUCAUGGAAUUUUACCCCAGAAUUAGAAUUAUUACUUAGAAGUACCAAAUGUAACAACAUUGAAUUUGGUACAGCCCAAGAAAUGAGAUAACUGAGUCCACUGAACAACUGUUUUUCUUGUUUUUGAAUCCAAUUCUGUAAUAAAACUGCAAAAACA